CACUCACAAGCUGAAUCGAGAACACUCACAGAACCUCCUCUCCACUGACUACCACAGAUCUUUCUCCACUCAGAAAAAGAUGGAAUCCAAGAUGGAAUGCAACGUGAGCCAGAUGUGGAGCGCCAAGAUGCCACAGGGACUGAACUUGGAGAUCUCCCAUCACCCGAUGACAAUGAGAAGUGUGGUCAACCUCAUCAUCGCCAUGGAGCGGCUGAAGGGCAGCCAUUCGGAAUCUGUGCUGAGCACAAGCUUCACAGAUGAAAACCUGCUCAACAUCAUGAUGGAGAACAUCGUGGAAGAGCACAUUGUGUGUGAGAGAAGCUCGUCUCCACCAGAUCAGUUCAGCAGAAGGGGCGUGUACACGUGCAACAUCACUGACAGCCAGAAGAGGAACUUCAUUCUGGUCCAGAACAGCAUGGAGCUCCACGCCGUGAUGCUGCAGGGAGGCAGCAGCAACCGCAAAGUUCUUCUCAACAUGUCCACCUAUGUGCACCCUUCACCCACCAUCGAAGCCAGGCCUGUCGUUCUGGGCAUCAAAGACACAGACUUCUUCCUGUCAUGCCAGAAGAAUGGUGCAGAGCCAACCCUGCAUCUGGAGCGUGUCGAGAACAAAUGCGACCUGGAGGCAUUCAGCAGGGACAGUGAGAUGGUGCGAUUUCUGUUCUACAAGCAGGACAGCGGGGUGAGCAUCAGCACCCUCAUGUCGGCCCGCUUCCCCAACUGGUACAUCAGCACAUCAGAGCAAGACAACAGGCCAGUGAUGAUGUGUCAGGAGAAUGCCCAGUGCUACCAGACCUUCAACAUCCAGCGUCAGAGUUAAAGCCGGCCAGAGGGGAACGUGGAUCAGCAUCUUUUCAUUUUUGAGCCUCAAUCUGCAGCUAUUUUAAUUCAAAUAAUCAGUCAGGAGGAUGUAAUUUCAAAAGAAGCAUCACCACUGUCUGCUGGAAAGACUUUGAGUGUCUAGUUACUGUAUGUACCGAGUACAGAGAGAAAAAUGCUUAGUGCAUUGACAUAGUCAAGUUUUACCACAAGGUGGCGUUGUUGAGUAGCCAGUGUAUUUCAAACAGUUACUGCUUUAA
Molecule: messenger RNA, 1079 nt
Organism: Paralichthys olivaceus (Japanese flounder)
Lineage: Eukaryota; Metazoa; Chordata; Actinopteri; Pleuronectiformes; Paralichthyidae
Product: interleukin-1 beta
Biological process (GO): cellular response to lipopolysaccharide; cytokine-mediated signaling pathway; neutrophil activation
Molecular function (GO): cytokine activity
Source: RefSeq, a predicted model, not a curated record